AUGAAUUGUAUCGAUUAUGAUAAAAAUAAAAAAACAAAAUUAUUCUGCAACAUAUCGAAGUCUAAAAAUAAAGAAAACUCAUGUUUUUUGAAUACCAACAAUAACAAUUUAAAAAGAGAAAUUAACGAUGAAUUUACUAAUUUUUACAUUAGCAGUGAUGAGAAUGAAACCAAGUGGAAAAAGAAAAAUAUAACAAAUGAGUUUUUAUUUGAAUAUGAAUUAAAUACAGAAACAAUUGGAAACUUUGUUGAUAUAGAUGAUAAAAACAUACCAUAUAUUAAUAAUAACUUUAAUAAUCAUAUAAAUAGCAAAAAUAUUCUCCUAAUAAUAGAUUUUUUUGUUUAUAAUUUAUUUUUUCAUUUAAAAAAUAUUGGCAAAAAUAUAAAUAAUUUUUAUUUAUCCUUUAAUAAAAUUAUUUAUCCUUUUCAUUUUAGUUUUUAUAAUAAUAUUUGCGAAAAUUGUAUUUUGAAAGAUAAUAAAAAUAACAUAUGCAAAGAAAAGAACAUAAUCAAUUUUAGUGAGUUAAAUAAAAAAAAUUCUGAACAUGUAAUAAAUAAAAAAUUUAAGGAAAAAUUUGCACACAAUUUUAACAAAGAAGAUAAAAAUGAAAAUGAAUUUUUACCAAAUAUUUUAAAAACAUGGUGUGAUAGAAUAAAAUAUAUAAUCACUAUUUAUAAUAAUAAUAAAAAAAACUAUAAAAUAAAAAAAUAUUUUUUGAAAGAUAAUCAUGUAAAUUAUUUGAAAGACAAAUAUAUUUGUGAAGAGAAAAGUAGAUAUAGUAUAAACGAAUGUCUGAACACUUUAGAAGAUAUAGUUUUUAAUAAUGAAAAAUCCAAUACAUUUAAAAAUGUUUAUUUUCUCCCAAAAGAAAAAUAUUUUUUAAAUAAUAAUAAUAAAUUAAAAUAUAAUAAAAAAAAAAAGGAUAUAAAAAUAUCCGUAGGUGAAAUAAGCGAUUUUUCUAGAAACUCAUGUGAAGAAAUAAAAAUAAAUAGUGUAAAUCCUUAUUUAUCUGAAUAUUGUAAUCAUUAUUCAAAAUUAUUUGAUGAUGACAUAACUGAUUUAUACAUAAUUAAUUACAUAAAAUGUAAGAUCGAAGAAUAUUUUAAAAAUGUAGAAGUAAAAAAAUUUUGGGAUAUAAUAAAUGUGAAAUAUUUAACAGAAUUUGAUUACAAAUAUUCAUAUAAAAGGAUGAAGGAAAAAGAAGAAAAUACAUCCAAUAAAAAAUACUAUGACUCCAUUUACGAUUAUAUUCAAAUUAUAAAAAAAAACCAAACUAAAAAGAACAUUAAAGAGAAGGAAAUAAUCGAAAUUAAUAAAAAUAUUAAAAAAGAAAUAACAAGCAGUAAUCACAAUUUUAAAAAUGAAAGUUUAGAUAAGGAAUUCAUAUUUAAAGAUUUAUUCAAUAAUACUAUUAAAAAUUAUAAUGUUAAUGAAAUUGAAAUAUAUUUAAGCAGUUAUGAUAACAUAUUCUUAAAAUCAAUAACCCGUUUUUAUCUUCUAUUAAAUUUUUCAGUAGAAUUAUUAUCUAUACUUUAUGAAGAUGUAGAUUUAUAUUCCAUUCGAAUUUUUUCCUUGUAUGAAAAAAUAAAUGAAUGUAUAUAUAAGGAAGAAUGUAAAAUAAGAAUGCAAAAUUAUGAACAGAUUGAAAAUGAUAGUAUAAUGAAAAAUAAUGAAAGUUUUAAAAAAAGUACAUUUAGUUACAACCAUAUAAUAAACAAUUCUUCUAAAAAAAGAAAACCAUAUAACCAGGAUAUUAAUAUACAUUAUUUAAACAACUUUGAUAAAAAUGAUAAUACAACUGUAAAUACAUUUUCGAAAUAUAACGAAGUAGACAAAGUAAAUUAUUAUAGUUAUGAAAGCAAUAAUGAUAACAAUAUUAUAAAUAACAUUAACUGUACACAUGAAAAUUAUAACAAUUACGAUACAAAAUAUAACACUAACAAUAAGUAUAUAAAAUCAAACUUUCAUACAUAUACAAGCUACAGUGAUUAUUCAUUUUCUGAGAAGAAAUUGGAUACAGUAGUUUUUCAUUUAUUAAAAUUGUUGUUAAAAAAUAAAUAUGAUGAACAAACAAAAAAUAACAAUAAUAUUUUGAAUUAUUUGAAGAUCGAGAAAUAUAAAGAAAUAUUAAAAGAAAUAAAAAGUUUAAUUAAGUAUACAAUAGAAAAAAAAAAAUAUGUAAAACCUAUUAUUAAUUAUUUAUUAGAUGUAUAUAAUAAAUAUAAAGGUAAAAUAAGGGAAUUAAAUUGUGAGAAUGUUACUAAUUCAAAAUAUCUAAAUAUUCUCAAAAAAAAUUUCCUUUUACAUUCAUUAAAUUUUUAUUCAUUCCAAUUUUUUUCAAAUAAAGAUUUGCUAGUAAAUUUGAAGAAAAAGUAUUCGUUAAAAAAUAAAAAGAUUAAAGAAUGGAAAUUAAAAAUUCCAGGAAAAAUUAAUAAAAAGAUUAUAAUUAAGAGGCUUAAAGAAUCUCUUAGAAUUUUUGAUUAUAAUAAAAUAUUGUCAACAAAAAUAUUUAACGACAAAUAUAAUAGCAUCAAUAAAUCAACCAAAACAAUUUUAAAAACAAAAAUAAAUAAGAGAUUAUUUAUUAAAAAAAAAAGAAUGAGAUAUUUGAGAAAAUUGAGGCAUUAUGUUUAUUCUUAUUUUUCAUCAAUUCAAUUAUGCUAUAAUUCAAGUGGAAAAACAGAUUUUUUUUUUGAAAAUAAUGAACAUAUUUCUCAUAAUGUAUAUAAAAAUUGCUUUUUAAAAACACUAAAUAAAAUAAAAAUAAAAGAGAAGGUUACUGAAAUUAUAAAAAAUAAAAACACUAUUUAUAAAGAGGUGAUACGAAAAAUGAAAGAUAAAAAGAGAACAAUAGAGAAGAAUAACUUAGAAAAUUAUGAAAAAUAUUAUAAUACUUUUGUAGACUUAUUAAAAAUUAUUAAAAAUCAGGACGUACUCAUUUUGAAUAAUUUAUUUAAUAUGUUAAACAAUAUUAAUAAACAACUAAAUUUAUUUUAUGCCAAUAUAUGCCAUUGUAUUCCCUCACAAAACUCAGAAAAAGUAAAUGUGGAAAACUUAAUGAAGGAAAAAAUAGAGUUAUUAAAAGAAGAUAUUAAUUUCAAUAAUAAUUAUAAUUCUAAUUCUAAAUUAUUUCCUAUAGAUGACAUUAUUUGUAACUCUGAUGUACCAAAGAAAGAAAAUAAUAACAUUAAAACAAAAUUUGAGGAUAAUUUAAUAAAUUCGUUUUUUAAUAAAAAUAAUAAACAAAAAACGAAACAAACAUAUCUUGAAAAUUUUACUUACUUUAGUGAAGUAAAUAAUAAGGAUAAUCUUCAUAUAAAUGAUAAAAGGGAUGAAAUAAAUAGUAAUCAAAAUAAUAAUAUAAACGACAAAAAUUAUGAUUUGCAAAGUGGUAAUAACUUAUGCAUUAACAAUUCAAAUAAUAGUAUUUAUAAUACACAUUAUAAUUCCAACAAAAAAAAUAGUAAAAUUUUCAAUUACGACAAUUUACAUAAUAAAAAUAGUAAAUAUUAUGUAUGCGAUUUUAAAUUAAUGAAUUCAAGGAAUAAUAAUUCUAAUUUACCUCACAUUAAUAAUAUAAAUAAAACAGUGCUUCACAAAAAAAAAUGUUUUAAUUCAAAUUUAUUUUAUAAUUCAAAUGAUAAAGAAUUUAAAAAUUGUGUAAAAUGUAAUUCUAUGUUAGAUAGAAAGAUAUUAGAAAAAAAGAAAAAAAUGUUUUAUAACUUUUUUAAUUUAAAAAAGUAUUAUAAAGAAAAGAAGAAAAAAAUAAAUUAUUUAAUGUAUGAUUUAAGUAUUUUAAAAGAAUAUUUUUAUACAUAUUUGAAAAAAUAUUUUGAUGACAUUAUUAUUUUACUUGAAUAUUUUUUUUCUCAUUCUAAUAAUUAUUUUUGCAUUGAUACUAAUGAAAAUACUUUUAAUAUUAAAAAUGAAGAAUUAAUUUAUCAUAUUUUCGCCUUAUCAAAUUAUGAUAAUUUUAAUAAUGUUAAUGAAGAUAUAUCUGAUUAUUUAAACGCAAAAAAUAGCCUGUCUAUAAAAGAUUAUAAUAAUUAUAUAUUAGUUAGAAAAUUAAAGUUUUUUGUUAAGAAUGAUAUAAUACAAUUUAUUAAUAGAAAUAUUAAUUUAAUAAAUAAUAAUGUAUGUUUAAAAAUAGGAAAUAUAAAAAAAGCAUUUAAUGUGAUAUUUAGACUAUUAAAAAUAUAUAACUGCAAUAAUGAAAUACUUAUAUACAAAAUAUUACUAUGCUUAAUUUUAAAGUAUGAAAAAUACUGUAAAAAAAAAAUAGUUAAAAAAAAUACUUUGAGUAAAUUAUCUAGCAAUUUAAAUGAAUAUCAAAUUGAAAAUGAUUUUUUGUACAACAAAAAAAAAAAAAAAAUUCUAGAAAAAUUUGGUAUACAUGAUAUGAGUAUAUCUAAAGAUAUUGUGUUAUUAUUAAAAUAUGUUGUACUAUUUAGUAAGGAUAAAAGUUACACAACUGAAGAUAUUUUAGAUAGUUAUACUAAUAAUUCUUUAGAAAAUGAUACAAACAACCAUUUUUAUAAUUUAUCAACUUAUAACGAAGAAUGUACUUUAAAAAAUAUUUUAAAUAAAUUAAUAAGAAAAAAAAAAAAAAUGUUAUAUUGUGAAAACAAAUUAAAAAAUAAAAUAACAAUGAACAAUGAAGAACAACAUGUAGAUCAUCUAUCAAAUAUAUAUGAAAUUAUUUAUCCUAACAAUUUAAAAAAUUACGAAAAUAUUAAAUUAUAUAUUACCUUAGAAAAAAAAAGAAAAACAAAUAGAAAAAGAAAAUUAUUGUGUGAAGAUGAUCAAAUAGAAAGCAAUUUUAAUUAUGAAAACAUAAAAACGAAAAUUAAAAAAAUUAAAAAGAUUGUUAUUAAAUUUAUAGAUGAUAAUAAAUAUGUAUUCCCAUAUAUAUUUAACACAUUUGAUUUUAACAUAAAUCAGAAUGUUGAUUAUGAUAUUAUCAACUUGGAUAGUAACUUCAAAUUUUUUCAUUAUAUUAAUAAAAAUGAAUACUCUUUUAAAAACUCAAUUUUGAACUUUGUAUAUGGAUAUCCUAUAUUCUACAUACAAAAAAAUGAUGAUAUAAAUAACUCAUUUAAUAAUAACAGAAAUUUAGAAGAUUUUUUAUCAAGUAAAAAUGGUGAAGAAAUAAAAAAAAGUGAUAAUAACAAUGAUUGUUAUAAUUCUAACAAGUAUAAUUCUAAAAAUAAUAAUAAUGACACCUGUAUUAAUAAUGACAAUAACAGUAUUGCGAAAAUAAAUUUUAACAUGGAAAACAAUUAUUUUAAAUACAAUUCUACCAGUUUAGAAACAUUAAAAUGUAAAAUUUCAAAGGAUAAUAACAAAACAAAUAAUAAGAUUAAAGAAAAUUUUAAUAAUAUAUAUAAAAUGAAUAACAAAAAAAAAAAUAUAAAUGAUAACAAUAAAAUUAGAGAAUCUUCUGAUUAUUAUGAAAAUAUAAAGAAAUCAAACGAUACAAAAAUUAAGAAAAAUUAUAUGAAAGAAUUUAGAAGAAAUAAAAGAAGAGAAUUAAUAAACAUUUUUAACAAUUCAAAUAUUUCUAACAGUAUUCCUUUAAAAUAUAUUCAUCUCUGUGUCAUAUCUGAUAUUUUUAAAUAUUUAAAUUUACAUCAUAUUUUGAAAGACAUUUUUAUAAAGUUAUAUGAAGAAAAAUUAAAAGAAAUUCAAGAAAAAUAUGAUUCAAAUAACAAGCAUUAUUUGCCAAAAAUAUUAAUAUGCUUUUUAUUUUAUUUUUAUUCCUUUUUAGAUAUAAUAUAUGGAACAAGAGAUGGAAAUUUUAUCAACAUGAGUAACAACGACAAUUACAAUAUUUUUAAUAAUUUUAAUAAUAUAGUAUUUAAGAAAAAAAAAGAAAAAGAAAAAGAAAAAAAUAAUUCUACCAAUGAAAUUCAAAAAAAAAGUUUUAUAUACUUGAAUAAUAGAUUUAGCAAAAAAGAUAAUUAUUUAUGGAUACUAAAAAAAAAAGAAAAAAACGACAUAAGUUCAUAUGUUGAUAAAAUUUUUCUAACUUUAAAAAAAAAUAAACAAAAUGAAAAUAACAGGUUUCAUUUUAAUUUUGUUACAUUUUUAAAUUAUUAUUUAGAUUAUAAUUUUGCCUUUUUAAAUAAUACUAAAAAUUUAGAGGAAAAUAAAAGUAAAAAUUAUUUGUUUGUUUAUAAUAAUAAUAAUAAUGAUAAUAAUAGUAUUUAUGAAAAUUUUGAGGGAAAUAUAAAAGAACCAUUAAACUUAAAUAAUAAUAAUACUUUGCUAUAUAAAUAUUUCAAUAUAAACAUUCAUAAUAUUGAAGAAAAUACAAACUAUAUAAAAUCAUUGCUAUAUUUAUCAAAGAUUAAUUUUUCCUUAUUUUCGCAUUAUCAUGAUAAAAAUUUUUUUUUUCUUAAAAAUUAUGAAUUAAUUCAAAAAGAAGAUUAUGAAGAUGAAUAUACAUAUAACUCUAGUGAUUCUACAGGUUUACUGAAAAGGAUAGAAUUUAUGCAUGAUUUAAUGAGAAGUUAUUUGAAAGAGUUAUUAGAAAAAAAAAAAAAUUGUAUUAUAGAUGCAUUAACAAAUUAUAAAUAUUGUAAAAAAGGAUUAGAAGAUAUAAAAUUUGCCUAUCAUUUAACAUAUUUAUUAAAUUAUGGGGACAAAAAAAAUAAUUCAGACUUUGUAAUAUAUAAAAAUUUAUAUUAUUUACUAAUAGAAAAGUUAUAUAAUGAAAAAUUAAAUAAAAAUAUAGACAGUGAAAAAAUAGUCUACUUUAUUUUAAAUUUAGUUAAAAUGACAAGAAUAAUGAAAGUGAAAAAUAGUAAAAUGGAAAAAUUAUUUAAACUUCUUCAAAAAUAUUCAGAAAAAUUUAAUGAUUUUCAUUUCAAUGUGUUUAGUAAUAUUUUCCUUUUUAUAUAUGAAGAUGCAAAGAUAGAAAAUAAAAUAUUUUUGAAAAGAUACUUUAAUAAAUAUUUUAAUGAUACAAAAAUUAUUUUACAUAUAUUUAAUCACAUUUUGAAUUCUUCAAAAUACACAAAAAAAUUAUUGCAAAAAGACAAAAAUGAAAAAAUAGAAGAUAAUAAUAUGAAUAACAAUAAUUCCCUUUCUAUAUGCACACAAAAAGAGGAUAUUUCAAGUACUAACAAAAAUUAUUUAGAGAGAUUUAUUUAUUUGAAUAAUAAUAAUGAAGCUCCUAGAUAUACAAAUCCAUUUUCAUUAAGUAAUUUCUUUCAAUUAAAUAAUAAUAUCAAUGAAGCACAUAUAAAAAAAGAGGAAUCUUUAAAUAUAAAUCAGGAAGCAAUUAAAAAUAUUUUUUUAAAAUAUAAAGAUAUAUAUUCUAGUGAUAAUAGUUCUAAUAAUAAUAACAUAUUUAAAAUAAAACAUUUAAGAAAUGUUAAUUAUAUUAGAUAUGAAAAAGAAAGAGUAAAAUACAUAUCUAGUAAAUUAAACAAAAAUAAAAGGAAUAAAAAUAAGAUAAACAAUAAAUAUGAAGGAAAUAAAAAAAUGCCUAUUAAAAUAAACGAAAUCAAAGAAAAGAAAAGUAAUAUUUUUAUUAAUAACAAAAAUAAUAAGAGUAAUAACAAUUUCAUGAAUGAUCAUGAUAAUAAAAAUCAGAAUAUUAAUAUUAAUGGAUUUUUAUAUUAUGAAUAUUAUAACAAUAAUAAUACAUAUUAUAAGUAUGAUAAAAGAAAUGAAAAAAACUCAUCUAUAAAUUUUUUAAAUGAUGAAAUUGAAAAUAAUAAGCUUGAAAAUGAAGUAAAAUUUUUGUCUAAUUCUUACUACAUUAAUGAAAAUGAAAAAAUAAAAAUAAAUAUUCCAAAUAAGAAGAAAUAUCAUAAUUUAAACAUUAAAAAACGUAAAAAGUAUGAAGAAAAUUAUAGCUCUGAUGAGUUUUUUGAUUUUAUAAAUACUCAUAUGCAUUUUGAAAAAAGUGUAAAAAAAAAGAAUGAUAAAAAAAAUAAUAUAAAUAUCAAUGAAAUUUAUUAUGAUGAUAGUAGUUCUAGUAAUUAUAAUUCUAGCUCAAUUGAUAAUAAAGAUAAUAAAAAAAAACUUUUUUUUAAUAUAAGUGAUAUUAAUAAUCAGAAUUGUGAUAAAUUUCUUUCUCUUUUAAGUAAUAGUGAUAUAAAAAAUUUUAACAAAAAUAAAGAUGACAAUUCUGAUGAAAACGAUGAAUAUGAUUAUUUAUACAAUACACAAAGUGAAGAAGUGAAUAGUAAUAAUAAAGAUUAUAAGAAAUUCGUGAAUUUUAAUUAUGAUAAUUCAUUUUGUUUUAUAAAAUAUAAGCCUUAUCAUGAGUUUAAUUAUAAAAGCAAUAUAAAAAAAAGAAAAAUGAGAGAAAUAGAAAAAAAAAAGUUAAGUAAACAAGAAAUAAUGUUCAUACCACUAUAUAUAAGCAUCGUAGGUGGAGUAGAUAUAUUUUUGAAUAAAUUUAAUAAUUAUAUUUGUGACAUAUAUAUGAAUCCUUAUUUUUAUAUAAACACAUUUUAUUUUGAGAAAUAUAUUAGAAAACAAUAUGGAAAAAAUAAAAACUAUGAUAAUUAUUUAAUAUAUGAUUAUUAUUAUUACAAUUACAUAUUCUGUAAUAAAUUUAGCAGCUAUUAUAGUUAUAAAGCAAUCAAAAAUAAAAAAAUAAAAGCAAAUACUUAUAUUAAAUUUUUUAAUCACAAUGUUGUUGCAAUGCUAAGUAACACUGCUAACUCUAAUAAAGGAGAUUUUUAUUUAAAUAAAAAUGAAAAAAUAAAAGAGAAUAGUUAUAAAGAGUUUGCAAAAAAUAAUAAAUAUAAUAAUAAAAAAAGUAAUAGUAUAAAAUUAGACCAAAUAAUUAUGAAAAAAGAAGUAGAAGAAGAAGAUGAAGAAGAAGAAGAAGAAGAUACAAUUAUUCAGAAUAUGAAAAAAAAAGAAACAAAAAAAAAUGAAUUUAAUAUUAAUAAUAAUGCAAAAAGUAAUUUUAACAAAAGUAAUAAUAUGAAAUUACAUAACUAUGAAAAAGAGAUAAAUAAUGAAAAUAAUAAAAAUUUUCAAACUGUUAAUAAUUUGAAAAAGGAAUUUCAUCAUUUAAAUACAUAUAAAAAUCAUAAUCAUUUUUUUUCCGAACAGCAUGAAGAAAAUUUUUUCUAUACAGAUAAUAAUUUGAGCACAGAUGAUGAAGAAUAUAGAAUAAAUAAAAAGGAUAUAAAUGAUAUUUAUAUAUUAAAAAGAGAUUUAUUUAUUAUUGAUUAUCUACAGAAUUAUUUUAACUUUUCUAUACUUACAAGAAUGAAAAAUAUUAUUGAGGAUAUGUUUCACAAUUAUAAUUUAAAUUUACCAUAUAUAAAUAAAUAUAUAAAAAUAAAUGACAAAGAAGAAAACUGUAUGUAUGACGAAAACAUAAAAAAUGAGAAAAAGAAAAAAGAAGAUGAAAAAAGAAAAGAGAAAAAUACGUAUAGAAAUUAUGAAGAAAAUGAAUUAGAAUUAUAUGAUGAUAAUUUUAAUUUAUCAAAGAAGGAUAGUAGUAAGAAUAUAUUUUAUAAUUCAUUAAUAAAAGAAGAAUUUGUAAGUAAAGAAAUUCAAAUAUCUAUUACAGUUUUAAAUUUAGAAUAUUGGAAGUUAGAAAAUUUAAAAGAAGACGAUCAAAUUGUAAACAAAUUGAUACCUGAUUCUGUACAAACAUAUUUUGACUCAAUUAAUGAUAUAUAUCAAAAAAAAAAUAGAAAUAAAUAUCUAAUUUUUAUAUAUGAUAUGUGUUAUAUAGAUUUAAAUAUUAAUAAUUUUAUAUAUACACUUAAAUUAUCAGAAGGUUUAUUAUUCUUAUUUUUAAGUAACUUAGAAAAUCAUACAAUUGAUAUUUAUAAAAAUAAUCUAUUAUAUAAUGAUAUGAAAACUAAUAGUAAUAUAUACAACUAUGAAUAUAUGUUUAUUUCAUCCAAUUAUAAUCAUAAAGAUAAUAAAACUAUUCAUAUGAUUGUUAAUGAUAAUAUUAUUUUAUAUGAUUUUCACAUAAUUAAAAAUUCCAAAAAUUUAUAUAAUUCUAAAAAAAAGAAAUAUAUUAAAAAAGAAUCAUUUGAUGAGGUAGUAAUAAAAAAAGAAAGAGAAAAACAAGAAAAAAAAAAUAAUAACAAUUAUGUUAAUCACAAUAAUAAAAAAGGGAAUAAUAUUGUUUUAAAUUAUGAAACCAAGUCAGGAGAAAACAACUUAAAGGAGGAAAUAACUAAUUUAAGUGAACAUUAUUCAUUAAAUUUCACUUAUAAUAUGAAUGAUAAAAACAAUAAUAGUAUUAAAAAUAUUGAAAUAGAAGAGAAACAUGAUGUUUUGGAAAAAAUUCAAAAUACUAAAUUAAAAAAAAAUGAACAUUUAAAUGAAGAUAUUAAAGAAGAGAAAAGUUUUUAUGAUACAAGUAAAAAUACUUUCAGUAAUUCUAAUCAAAAUAAUAUAAAUUCAUUAAAUAAACAGAUAUCAAAAGAAAAUUUUUAUUAUAAGUUGAAUUUUUUAAAAGAAAUUGAAGAAAGGGAGAUUGAAAAAAUAGCAAUUAAUAAAAAUAUUAAUGAUGUAUAUGUAAAGUUACUAUUUACAGAAGAGUAUUUAAUUCAAAAAACAAAUAUAUCAGAAAAAUUCAUAAAAGAAACUUUAAAAAAAUUAACUCGUAAAAAUUUUUUACAAAAAAGUACACUUAAAAUUAUGAAUAAAAAGAAUAAUAAAACAAUGCAAUUUAAUGUCUAUUGUAUUGCAAAUUUUGAUAAUCUUAGUGAUGAUGAAAAUAAAAAUGAACAAAUGAACAAACCCAUUCCUUUUGUAAAAUCUGAAAAUGAACUUGAAAAUAAAACCUACAUUUCUUCUUCAAAAAACAGUGAAGGUAAUUUGUUUUUAGAGGAUAAACAAAAAUUAAAUAAAAAUAAAAUAGUUAAUUCUACUAGAAUAAAUAAUAAAGAGUAUUUGUUGAAUGAAAAUAAUGUUGUAGAGUCAUAUAAGAAUAAAACACAAUCUAAUAACAUUAUUGAGCAAAAUUAUAUUCAUACUAGUGAAUUUAAUGCAAAAAAAAAAGAAAAAAAUAAUAAUGAAAUUCAUAUGAAUAGAUUAAUAAAUGAUCGUAUGCAUAACUUUUUUAGUAGUUAUAUAUGUAAUAAUAGUAAAGAUAAUAAUAGAAAUAAUGAAAACAACAAUAACAAUAUUGAUGAUAGUUAUGAUAAUAAUAAAAAUAAUAAUAAUGUUGAUAAUAUUAAAAAUAAUAGCAUUAAUAAUAAUAAUAAUAAUAAUAGUAAUAGUAAUAAUAAUAAUAAUGGUAAUGAUAAUAGUAGUAAUAAUAAUAAUAAAGAUAAUAAGGAUAAUAGUAAUGAUAAAAACAACAAUGAUAACUAUAAUAGUAAUCAUAACUGUUAUUUAAAUUAUUCUAACUAUAUAGUUGACAACGAUAUUAUUAAUAAUACUGAAAAAAAAAAAAAAAUUAAUAGAAUAUCUAAAAAAAACAAAAGAAUUAAUAAAAAUGUAAAAGAAAAAAUAAAUGUAAAUAAUUUAUUACUAUAUAUUAAUAAUUCAAUUAAUAAUAAAAAUAAUGUAAAUAAAGAAUCAUUAGUAAAUGAAGAUGAAAAAUUAAAUGAGAAAAAUAUCAAUUUUAACUUUAGUAGUAAUAUUAGUAAUAUUAAUGAACCAGUUGACUAUUUUUUAGAUAAUGUUGUAACUGAAAGUGAUGAAGAAAAAGAAAUUAAAAGAAGGAGAACAUUCGAUGAUUUGAAUUUAGACGAAUCUUAUGAAUUUUAUGAAAAAGAGAUUUUAAGAAUAACAACAGACAGAAUGAAUAAAAUGAAAACUGAACCAGGAAAAAAUAUAUCUACUCCUCUUUUUUUAAUUUUAAACGGUUUAAAUAAAACAUUAACAGAAAAAAAAUUAAAAAAAAUUACGCAGCAAAAUGUUUUAGCUAUUCUAAACAUUAUGUUAAAGAAAAAUAUAAUUACAAGAGUUGGAGGUAAUUGGCAACCAAAAUAA
Plasmodium gallinaceum is the source of this 11940-nucleotide messenger RNA. Its product is annotated as conserved Plasmodium protein, unknown function. The coding region runs from base 1 to 11940 and encodes 3979 amino acids. The record is from RefSeq and is a predicted model, not a curated record. NCBI's taxonomy places the organism in Eukaryota, Apicomplexa, Aconoidasida, Haemosporida, Plasmodiidae. The transcript has 2 exons.